CCCCCGCAUGUAAUGGUGCAUCUUGACUUUGCUCUGAUAGGCUGCUCCGCUCUGCUAGUCUCGCCAUCUAUCAAAUCCUGAUGGUCACCCUCCCUCCACCAUGCAAUCCGGCUAGCCAAGUGCUGGUGCAGGGCUCCGAAUCUCACCCCCCGAUCCGAACCCAAAGCAAUCGUCGCUGAGGCGUCGGGCCAGACAACAUCUGCCCCGCCCGUGGCGGUCCUUUUUUCGCUUAGCACAUGCUGUGAAAUUCCACGCCAGAAAACCACUGUAAUACUCAGGUCACAGUCUUUUCCCCAACUCCCUCCAAUCACAGGCAGAAUGGCAAGCACUGGCAAGACUUUUGUAGUAGAGCAUCUCGACCCAGAACUCGAGGAAUGGUCGUCCUUGGAAUACUCAGCCAUUGCAGCAGAGUCCCACGCUUCGGGCGCUCAAUUCCUGCUCUCUUCUGUCCCGACUUCUUUGACCUUGCCCGCCAACCUCCAGGGCGCCAAGGGGCUCCAAGUCGAGACUAGGGGAAUCGAAGAGAUAUAUGCCGACAAAAAGGACAAAGUAUGCUUGCUCGAUCCAGCAGCUUCCAAGGACCUGAGCCCAGAAGACGGUGACACUUUUGACAUUUUUCUCUUCGGCGGUAUCCUGGGAGACGAUCCACCUCGAGACCGCACUUCGGAGCUGCGCAAGAAGGGAUAUCAAGGCCGUCGUCUGGGUCCAGUACAGAUGACAACCGACACUGCAGUCCGUGUGACUAGGAUCUGCGUCCAGGACAAGGUACCCGUCGACCAGAUCCCAUAUAUAGACCACCCAGAUCUGAAGAUCAACAAGAACGAGAGCACACAGAUGCCGUUUCGUUAUGUCAAGGGCAACGAUGGACAGCCUAUUAUGCCCCAGGGCAUGCGUGAUCUGAUCGUCAAAGACUCGGCCAAAAGUUUAAACGAUCUCUUUUAGAGAGAAUGGGACCAAGCCGCAGGCCCAGCCUCGAAGCCGCAGCCGGGUCCGGGGCUGGCAGCAUGGGAAACAUCCAUGCGCCACUGUGGCACGCAGUGUUCAACGACAAUAGACACGUACCACUUCAGGGAAUGUUUGUUAGCAUUAAUAACAGUACUCUGAGUCCUUCAUAGGUUCCGUGGUGUAGCACUGGUUGGUGGCUCGAGAGCUCACAGCCAGACGCUGGGGAGACGGGCCGAUUAGAGAGCGACAAUGCUCCAGAACCCUUUCUGCAUGUCCGUGGCAAGCUAGUACUAGUAAGUGAAGUUGGAUGAUGGUGUCGACAGUCAAGGCAAUCGCAAUAGUAGUAGUCGCCUCGAUAGUGCAAAAGAAGCCUUUGCCGUGAACUUCCAUGUUGCGAAACCCUUG
Molecule: messenger RNA, 1350 nt
Organism: Bipolaris sorokiniana ND90Pr
Lineage: Eukaryota; Fungi; Ascomycota; Dothideomycetes; Pleosporales; Pleosporaceae
Exons: 5
Coding region: 319-942 (207 amino acids)
Biological process (GO): peptidyl-arginine methylation
Molecular function (GO): protein-arginine omega-N monomethyltransferase activity
Source: RefSeq, a predicted model, not a curated record